CACACAGGAUUGAACGUCUUACGAUCAUGGCUAGCGUCGCCACCCAGUCCACCGCACUCGUGCAGCAGCGCGUGACCGCGAAGACCGCGCGCUCGGCCCGCUCGGCCCGCGCCGUCGCCCCCGUGCGCGCGGUCGCGAGCAACGAUGCGGGGUCCACUCGCCGCCAGGCUGUGCUCUCCGGCAUCGCCGCUGCCGCCGCGUCUCUCGCGCCCGCGGGCCCCGCGCUCGCGCUCAGCGGCUUCAACGUCGUCAAGGACACCCGCAAGGGCUACCAGUUCUACUACCCCGUGGGCUGGCAGGAGAUCACCGUCGACGGUCAAGAUGCGGUCUACAAGGACAUCAUCGAGCCCCUCGAGUCCGUCGCGCUCAACAUCUACCCCACUAGCCGCGAGUCCCUCACGGAGAUCGGGAACCCCGACGAGGUGGCGAAGACCCUCGUCGCGAAGGCGCUCGCCGUCCCCGGCGCGCAGGCCAAGGUGCUGAAGACCGCCCAGCGCAAGGACAAGGAGGGCCACCUCUACUACGCCUUUGAGUACGUCACCAAGACCAACUCCUACGAGCGCCACGCGCUCACCAUCGUGACCAUCACCCAGGGCCAGUUCUACACGCUCACCACCGGCUCGUCGGAGAGGCGCUGGGAUAAGAUGAAGAGCAGGCUCCAGACCACCAUCGACUCCUUCAACGUCUACUACUAAAGCCUUAUAGACUGCGCGGAGGGUGGGGGUUUGCGGGGAAGAGAGACAGAGACUUAUCAAUACUAUCUUAGCUCAACG
This is a messenger RNA of Micromonas commoda, 773 nucleotides long. RefSeq names its product thylakoid lumenal 25.6kDa protein like, chloroplast precursor. The coding region runs from base 27 to 695 and encodes 222 amino acids. The transcript has a single exon. Gene Ontology annotation, molecular function: calcium ion binding. Gene Ontology annotation, biological process: photosynthesis. NCBI's taxonomy places the organism in Eukaryota, Viridiplantae, Chlorophyta, Mamiellophyceae, Mamiellales, Mamiellaceae. The record is from RefSeq and is a predicted model, not a curated record. Gene Ontology annotation, cellular component: photosystem II; photosystem II oxygen evolving complex; extrinsic component of membrane.